Boleophthalmus pectinirostris (great blue-spotted mudskipper) is the source of this 8064-nucleotide messenger RNA. It is a transcript of the gene ttc28, whose product is annotated as tetratricopeptide repeat domain 28. The transcript is spliced from 34 exons. The record is from RefSeq and is a predicted model, not a curated record. NCBI's taxonomy places the organism in Eukaryota, Metazoa, Chordata, Actinopteri, Gobiiformes, Gobiidae. Bases 208 to 7776 code for a protein of 2522 amino acids. Gene Ontology annotation, molecular function: protein binding.
CGCUACUAGGAACAUGGCGCACUUAAUGCGGACCAACUUUACACAAGGGAAAUGUAGGAGUAUUGCUAAUUAGCCCAAACAUCAGAAGUGUCGUUGUUGUUGCUAGCAGUAAGCUUUUGUCCCGUGUCCCGUGGCUCAGUGUUUUCCGACCCUCCUUCACUGUUGGUAUGGGAUGAAAGUUUGGAGCAGCAGUCACUGAAGUUAACGAUGGAGAAGCCAAGAGCUAAGAAAGAAAAGUUCUCUUUUUUUGGCUCCCGCUCCAACAGUAAGACCAGUGGUGCCCAGCCUUCGCCCUCUUUAUCCUCUUCCUCCCCAGUGUCUCCAUCCUCUGCAGUUAAAAAACCUGAUACCCAGUUCUCACCUGGUCUUGGCCUAAACAAAGCUGAAUUCCUUGAGAGAGUCCGCCGCAGCAACCAGGCUUGCCAACAGGGGGAGUAUGCAUUGGCUGUUCGUUUAUACACCGAGGCCCUCUCUGCGGACCCCCAAAACUGCAUCUUGUACAGUAACCGCUCCGCUGCCUACCUCCGCCUUGGCCAGUACAGCACUGCCCUGGACGACGCUAUCAAGGCACGACUCAUCAACCCCAAAUGGCCAAAGGCCUACUUUCGCCAGGGGGUUGCCCUACAGUACCUGGGUCGUCAUGCUGAUGCACUGGCAGCUUUUGCCUCUGGCUUGGCCCAGGACCCAAAGAGUCUCCAACUGCUAGUCGGCAUGGUGGAGGCUGCCAUGAAGUCACCACUCAGAGACACACUGAAGCCCACCUAUCAGCAGUUACAGAAGAUGAAGUUGGACAAGAGCACGUUUGUGGUUGUGUCUGUCAUUGGCCAGGAGCUGCUAAGUCAUGGUUUUCAUGGGGCUUCAAUUGUGGUUCUUGAGGCAGCACUGAAGAUCGGCACCUGCUCACUGAAACUGCGUGGAUCUGUCUUUUCAGCACUGAGCUCUGCCUACUGGUCUCUAAACAACAAAGAGAAAAGUAUGACAUACAUGCAGCAUGACCUGGAGGUCACUAAAACUUUAGGUGACCAGUCAGGUGAAUGCCGAGCUCAUGGGAAUCUGGGUUCUGCUUUAUUCUCUAAAGGCAGCUAUAGAGAAGCACUGGCAAACCACAGACAUCAGCUAGUGCUGGCUAUGAAACUCAAGGACAGAGAAGCUGCCUCUGAUGCCCUGUGUAGUCUUGGUCAUGUAUAUACAGCUAUUGGUGACUACCCCAAUGCUCUGGCCAGCCAUAAGCAGUGUGUGCUGUUAGCGCAACAAAUGCAGUGCCAAACCUCGGAAGCUCGUCAGCUCGGAAAUAUGGGCGCAGUCUACACCGCCCUGGGAGACUUCAUUAAUGCUGUUCAGUGCCACCAACAGCACUUAGACAUUGCAAAGACAUUACAAAACAAAAGUGAAGAAGCACGUGCAUACAGCAACCUGGGCAGUGCCUACCACUCACAACGAGAUUUUGACAAGGCCAUAUCAUACCAUACUCGUGUUUUAGAGCUGGCACGAGAACUGGGGGACAAAUCAAUCGAGAUGAGAGCCUAUGCUGGUCUGGGACAUGCUGCCCGCUGCAUGCAAGAUUUGGAGAGGGCGCUUAAACACCACCAGCGACAACUUGAAAUUGCAGAAGAGUUAGCAGACAGAUCAGCUCAGGGCAGAGCAUCUUCCAAUCUCGGAAUUAUACAUCAGAUGAAGGGGGAGUUUGAAACAGCAAUGAAGUUUCACAAAGCCCACCUGUCUGUGGCUGAGGAGCUGGGGGACUAUGCUGCACAAGGACGAGCUUAUGGGAACAUGGGUAAUGCAUAUCACGCCAUGGGUCUGUAUGACCAGGCCGUACGUUACCAUCGUCAGGAGCUGCAGAUAUCACUUGAGGUUAAUGACCGUCAGUCACAGGCCUCUACUCAUGGUAACCUGGCUGUAGCCUACCAGGCAUUGGGCGCUCAUGACCGAGCUUUACAGCACUACCUUCACCAUUUAACUAUUGCACGAGAGCUAAGGGACACUCAGAGUGAGACAAGAGCACUUGUAAAUCUAGGCAACUUUCACAGCUGGAGAGGAGAAUAUGCUCAGGCCCUGCCAUAUUACCAGCAGUAUCUCGUUUUGGCUCCUAGUUUACAGGAUCUUGAAGUAGAAGGGAAGGUGUGCCACAACCUUGGUUAUGCUCAUUACUGCCUUGGUCAAUACAGGGAUGCUGUCAGGUAUUAUGAGCAGGACCUCGCCUUGGCAAAAGACCUUCAUGACAAAUUAUCACAGGCGAAAGCGUAUUGUAACCUUGGACUUGCACACAAAGCACUGGGAGAGUACAAUAAAGCAGAGGAGUGCCAACGAUACUUGUUGUCACUAGCCCAAGCCUUGGAAAACUCACAGGCUGUGUUUAGGGCCUUUGGUAACCUUGGUGAUGUGUGUGUGAGUCGUGGGGAUCCUGCUGGUGCAGUGAAGUUUUACCAGCAGCAGUUGAGCCUUGCACAGAAGGUCAAAGACCUGAAAAUGGAAGCUGAUGCUUACUCCUCUCUGGGCUUAGUUCACAGGCAUCUCCGCCAGCUGGAUGAUGCUUUGUCCUUUCAUAGUCAAGAACUGACUGUCCUCAAAGAUCUAAAUGACCAGCAGGGGGAGUGCCAUGCUCUUGGACACCUGGCAGCAGUUCAUAUGGCCCUGGGAGAUUAUACCACAACUUUUCAAUGUUACCAAACUCAACUGGGCUUGGCCCAACAGCUCAGAGAUGCCCGGUUAGAAGCCCAGGUUCAUGGUAACAUGGGCAUCACCAAAAUGAACAUGGGGGUGUUUGAGGAGGCUAUAGGUUAUUUUGAGCAGCAGCUAGCCAUGCUGCAGCAGCUGAGUGGGACAGAAAGUAUGUUAGACAGAGGCAGAGCCUACGGGAACCUGGCAGAUUGCUACAGUGCUUUAGGAGACUACGAGGAAGCUACUCUGUACUAUGAGAAGUACCUGACAGUGGCUCAGAGCCUCAACCACGUCAAAGACCAGGAGAAGGCCUACAGAGGACUAGGCAAUGCUCACAGGUCUAUGGGCAGUUUGCAGCAGGCUCUGGUGUGUUUUGAGAAGCGUCUGGUGGUGGCACAUGAGCUUGGUGGAGAGGGAGGAGGUAAGGCUCAUGCGUAUGGUGAGCUGGGGACUUUACACAGUCAGUUGGGAAACUAUGAACAGGCGCUUUCCUGUUUGGAACAUCAGCUCGCUAUAGCACGAUCUGCAGGGGAUAAAUCCCUUGAAGCAGAGGCCAGUGAUGCUCUUGGAGAUGUCUAUCUGAUGAUGGCAGACAAUGAGACAGCACUACAGUGGCAUCAAAGGGCUCUGGAUAUUGCUGAACAAAAUGGUUGUAUAAGGAGUCAAGGGCGAGCAUAUGGAAACCUGGGACUCACAUAUGAAGCUUUGGGAAACUUUGAGAGGGCAGUGUUUUUCCAGGAGCAGCACCUAAGUGUUGCUGCACAGGCCAAUGAUCUGACAGCCAAAACAAUUGCCUAUGGUAGUCUGGGAAGGACACACCAUGCUCUGCAAAACUAUUCACAGGCUGUCAUGUAUCUCCAAGAAGGUCUUCGUCUAUCUGAGCAGCUUGGACGCAGAGAAGAAGAAGCCAAGAUACGUCACCACUUGGGUCUGUCGUUAUGGGCCAGUGGGAACCUAGAGGAGGCUCAGCAUCAGUUAUAUAGAGCAUCAGUCCUGUUUGAGACAAUCCGCCAUGAGACACAACACAGUAUGGACUACAAACUGUCUUUGUUUGAUCUGCAAACCAGCUCUUACCAGGCUCUUCAAAGAGUUCUCGUCAGUAUGGGGCGUCACGAUGAGGCUCUGGCCAUAGCAGAGCGUGGCCGCACACGAGCUUUUGCUGAUUUAUUAGUGGAACGUCAGAAAGGAAAUCAGCAGGUGCCAGGGACUGACCCGUACACACCAGUCACCCUUGAGCACCUCCUGGAUAUAGUGAAUAGUCAGAAGGCAAUGGUUCUCUACUAUUCUCUGGCAGGAGGCUUUUUGUACAGCUGGCUUAUCUCUCCGGGGACAGGCAUUGUAAAAUUUCAUGAGAUAUACCUUGGAGAGGCUGAGUACCAGGAUGGAGAUGGUGGUCCUCAAGGAUUUUGUGCUGGUGUAGGCCCAUUUACUUUAGAGCAGUACAUCACCAAUGCCAGAGAAGCUUUAGGAGUGGACGGGCUUUAUAGCAGAGUGUGCUCCAACAGCGAGACUGAGAGUGAAGCAGGAGAGCUCCUGGAGCAACAGUUUGAUGAGGUUAACAGUAAACUCACAUCUACAGAUCCAACUGGCUACCUCCGCAUGGUAUCCAGAAACCACCUUUUUAACAGAAGUUGGCAGAGCAUGACAAGUUUAUACAGUGCUACAGUGUCUCCAGUGAAAGAAGGGUUCUUGUCUCCUCCUCUUCGCCCAUCAAACAUUGGCAAACCCCCACUGCGGGCACUUUAUGAUUUGCUUAUUGCUCCAAUGGAAGUGGGUUUGAUGCAUAAUAGUGGGCCUGUGGGAAGACACAGACAGUUGGUCUUGGUGCUUGAGGGAGAAUUAUACCUGAUUCCAUUUGCUUUGCUCAAAGGCAGUUCCUCUAACGAGUACCUUUAUGAAAGGUUCAGUCUUAUUGCUGUGCCAUCAUUAACCAGUUUAGAAGACACUGUGAAGAUUCUUCCUUCUCGUGGUGGUGGAACUUUACUUUGUUCGGAUGGAUCAGUGGCAGCAGUGGUGGGAGCACCACAUGUUCCUCCGAGAGUGAUGGAUCGAUGGCUAUGGGGACCCUUACCUUCAGCCCAGGAAGAAGCUCUGUGGCUAGGAGAUCAGCUUGGUUGUCACCCCCUGACUGGAACUGAUGCCACAAAGGAACAUGUUCUUAAAGUUUUAAGCCAGGCUGAAUGUGUCCAUUUUGCUACACAUAUAUCAUGGAAGCUUGCUGCCCUGGUCCUUGCUCCCUUUCAGGAGCAUGUUGGUGCAGAGAAAAUUACUAGGACAACCACAAGUGUAUCAUUUAAUGGGGCCUCAACAUCUUCUAGGCAGAAUGGAAGUGUCACACAGAGUCAGAGCAGCCCAGAGUGUCUCAAGAGGAAAGCUGAUGUAAUUAGUGAUGAUGGAGCAAGUAUUUGUGAAGUUGAGAGUGCAUGUUAUAGCCCACCUCUUCAGGACUUUCUCCUCACUGCUGCAGACAUAUUGGGCCUCUGUCUAAAUGUAAAAUUGGUAGUUUUAAGGUUGUUUCCAGAGUCUAGUGGCAAGGUCACAGCUGAUGGUGUAGUGGGACUAACCCGAGCAUUCCUGGCUGCUGGGGUGCAGUGUGUGUGUGUCUCUCUAUGGCCUGUGCCAACAGCUGCCUCCAAACUUUUUAUGCACAGAUUUUAUGCCACACUUAUGAAUGGGACCAAAGCCAGUGCUGCCUUGACAGAAGCUAUGAAGGCUCUGCAGAGCAGCAAACACUUCUCGCAUCCAUCCAACUGGGCAGGGUAUGUUCUGAUUGGUAGUGAUGUCAAGAUUAACAGUACCAUGUCUUUGGUUGGUCAGUCACUGACAGAAAUCCUCCAAUAUCCAGAAAAAGCCAGAGAUGCCCUUAGAGUAAUGUUGCACUUGGUUGAGAAAUCUUUGCAGCGUAUUCAUAGUGGACAGUGUAAUCCCAUGUACACCUCACAACAGAGUGUUGAAAAUAAGGUGGGAGGAGUGCCUGGGUGGCAGGCAUUAUUAUCUGCUGUGGGUUUCCGAUUGGAUUUCUCUGGAGGAGCUGGUCUCCCUGCAGCUGUUUUCUUCCCAACUUCAGACCCUGGGGACCGCCUCCAACAGUGUAGCAAUACUCUUCAGUCUCUACUUGGUCUUCCGCCUACUGCUCUUCAGGCGCUGUGCAAACUGGUAACAGUGAGAGAAGCUGGAGAACAACUUGUUUGUAAGUUACACCAAGUACUGGUUCAGCUGCAGUCACCUGACAAAGACCAAGACUUUUCUCUAGCCCCUAUUCAAGUCUCAAUAAGUGUGCAGCUCUGGAGGCUCCCUGGUUGCCAUGAGUUUCUAGCCGCUCUAGGGUUUGAUCUUUGUGAGGUGGGUCAGGAACAAGUAGUUUUAAAGACUGGAAAGCAGGCUAGUAGGCGCUGUAUGCAUUUUGCCCUGCAGUCACUUCUGGCACUAUUUGACUCAACAGAACUUCCUAAGCGACUAAGCAUGGACAGUUCCUCUUCUUUAGAAUCCCUGUCAUCGUCACAGUCCACAUCUCAGCCACACUCUCUUCCUGCAUCAUAUGGCUCUUACUCAGCACAGUCUUCUUUCUUAAGCCCUGUGUGUCCAGACAGUCUCUCCUGUGAUGCCAUCUCUGUUUACAGUCUCAGUUCACUCGCCUCCUCCCUCAGUUUUCUGUCCCGUCCAGAGCCUGCAGGAAGUGACAUCAUCAGUCAGCGCUCAAACCCUCCAGACCAGAACAAAGGAGCUGGCCUCUACUCUUCACCUCGACAUGCAGGUGCUCUGGCCAGGGGGCGACAGACCAAUCAUAGUGGAGCGAUGUUGGGAGAAGGAGAAGAUGAAGAGUACCAGGGAUACUCCAUUAUAAGCAGUGAGCCUUUAGGACACAGUGGAACAGAUUGUGAUACACUGCCAUUACCUGCUGGACACAAACAUGCCCGAGGCUCAGCUGGUAGAGGAGCAGCUUCUGGACAUGGAUAUCCCAUCACAGUUUCAUCAAAGGGAAGUGUUAGCACACCCACUUCUCCUAUUAAAGCAACAGCACUAAAAGUUACAACAAGCCCAAAGUUCAGACAGAGCAACUUCUCUCCAGUGAAGAAUGGAAAUGGGAAAGCAAGCAGUUCUGAGUCAGACCAGUCCAGUACUGAAACAGACAGCACUGUGAAGUCCCAAGAGGAGAGGACAGGACCCACGGGGGCACUGGACCCCCAGGAACUAGCCAAGAAAAUCUUAGAGGAGACACAGAGCCAUAUGCAGGCUGUAGAGAUUCUGCAGUCAGCCAAUUGUAGGAGCAUAAAGGGGUCACAGGAAAACAAGCCACUUCCUUUGUCAACCCCUGCAACUCCAGUAUUGAACUCUAAGAAACAGUUUCAACCCUCUGAGACAAGUGCAUUUAGCAGACCUCCAAGCAGAGCUAGUACAAAAACCUCAUCCCCUCUCUCUCCGCCCGGUCAUCUGUCCCGUCAGUUUGCUGCUGUAUCAACACCUCCACCCCGACCAAAACUACUGCCCCGCUCCUCAUCAUUGCAGAAAGUCAAUUCUGAUAAUUCAUCUCCUUCCUCGUCUGUUUCUCGCCUAAAAAAGUCUAGUCCUUCCUCAAAUGUGCAUACACUGGCUCAGCUACAAUACCCAAACUCCUUUUGUGAAAGUGCCUCCUCAGCACUCUCUCAAUCCAGCAGUAACAUCUGCAGCUCUCCUGCAGACUCUUCCCCAUCCCCAACUCUUUCCUAUUCCCCCAGUGGCUCCAUUAUUACUUCUUCCAGUCCUUGCAAGACCUCUGACCAAAAACAGUCCACUCAGGAUAAUAAAACAUUUCACAACUUGAGAAACUUUUGGGCCCAUGCUGCUCAGAAACAUGACGUACCCUGUCCCGCUAGUUUACUCCAAGGUGGAAAUAAGAAAAUGAGUAUGGUUCAAAAAGAUGUUUUAGGUUUACUUAAUCUCUCUCCUCAGCACCAGUCUAGUAAACGUACAGAAAGGCCUGGUGAGCUGGAAAAUCACAGCAGACAUAAUGGUCACCAAAGGCAAGAGGCAAACUCUCCCUCUGCAUCAAAUUUGUCAACAAACUCUAAAGACAGACAUGGUUUUGGAUACAAGUUUUUUUCACCUGGAAAUUUCUUUCCUUCUUCCAAAUGCUGAGUUCCAGAUUAGACUAAUCUUUUCCCCUUUUUAAAAUCUUUUUACUCUUUACUUUUAAUUACCAAACAUUGGCUGUUUAGCAAUACCUACUGAAAAGAAUGGACAGGUUUCUUAUGUUAAGAGUUAUUCUGUGUACAUUUUGAGACAUUUAUGCCUAUUUAAAUUUAGGCUACUCAUUAAAAUAACUUGAUAUUCACAUUUUAUUUGCUAACUAUUCAUAAAUGUCUAUAGGUAUGAGUGUAUUUUAUAUGGUGUUUUCUAAUAAUCAGAUUUUAUUAAUAAAUAAUG